AUGUUGGAUUCUGUGGUGCCACCCAAGCUGCCCAUCAGUGAGAUUGAAGUGACUCGUACACCGAAAGUGAUGCGGUUGGCCAAAAUGGUGUACGAUGAGCGCUCUCCACGCUUUCUGCGCCACCUUCAAGCGCUCGGCCACCCAAGCAAGAGCACUUGGACAACCGCCGAGCGUAUCUGCUCCGAAAUGACAGCCACCGAAAUGGAUUACGUAUCGGACAUCACAGCUCUUGUGGACCGCUUUCUUGAUCCUCUAGCUGCUUUCGCUGACAAGCAUUGUACGACGAAAGAGGAGCUUCCAGCGUUUACAGCCCUUCACUGCGCUGCUCACGUUAUCCUUGGGGUCCACAAAGAGCUUCUCAAGCUCAUGGAGCCGCCUCAGCAGCGUCGCUUUUUCACUUUCGCGAACAAUUCUGGAUCUGGUCCACUGGAAGCCGUGACGCGCGUUACAACAGCGUUCGCUUCCACGAUCGAGUACAUGAAGGUGUACGCUAUUUACUGCGCCAAUUACUUGCCUGCCACGGAAGAACUGAAGGCUCACACUAAACUCCUCGAUGCCUUCACGCUGUCUCAACUUGAUCCGGACAGCAGCGAAACGUUUGAUGCAGUAUCUGACCUCAUUAAGCCCGUGCAACGGAUCUGCCGAUACUCGCUGCUUUUUCGCUCACUUGUGAAGAAUGCCACAUGUCCCGAUGAAGUAGAACUAGCGGAGGAGGCGCUGGAGAGCGUUCAGCGCGUCUCGGAUCUAGUCAACGCUCGUGUCCGUGACGCCGAGAACAACGUCCGCUUGUUGUCUAUCAGCGACAGUAUCGACAACGCCAAGCUUUCCUCCAAACUCGAGCUGCUGCGGCCGGGUCGUAAAUUUCUGUGUGAAAUGCCCGCUGCAGUGCAGGUGAUGGAUCGACGCGCACGUUUAGCCCGCAUGGAACUACUUGAAGGCAACAGCGAGAACGAACGAGAGGAGUCUGCAUUGAGAGACAGUCUCACCUCCAAUGGACAAGAGCGCAACAAAGACCGACAACGAGUAAUUCUGCUGUCAGAUGCGCUGCUGAUUGCCCGAAGAAGUAACUUUUAUCUACGGGUUCGUCGACACAUUUGUCUUUCGUGUGCUACGGUGGUUGAAGCUCACGAGGCUGAUGGCGACGAUGACGAAUCGGGUGCGAGCUCAAAAUCCUUCGCUCUUUUGGCAUCGAAGAGCGGGCGUUGCAAUUGCCACAACUUGAGUCCGAGCACGCUUAAGAGGCCGGUUAAAAGACGCUACUCCCUUUCAAGAAGCACCUCACAGAUGACUUACAUUGUGCACUGCGAGAGUGAGCAAAAGAAAAAGGAAUUCAUCAAACUGCUUCGAAAAGCCAUCGCACUAAACGCUCGCUCGGGAGAGCCACCACGCUCUUGCGUCAGUAUCGCAGCUACGAAUUUGUCCGUAAAGCUGUGGCAGUCUAUCAAGCAGCGAGACUUCUCGCAUACAUUCUCCUUGGGCUACGGCAGCUUACUGCGCCGCCAAGCAAAUACCGACUGCCAUGAAGCGGUGAACGCAAGCACAUACGAGUCCAAUUCGGACGAACCAAUUCACCAUAACGAGCGUCUCCUUCGAUCCUCUCGGUCGGCACCGUCAGGAGCUGCAUAG
Molecule: messenger RNA, 1626 nt
Organism: Phytophthora infestans T30-4
Lineage: Eukaryota; Oomycota; Peronosporomycetes; Peronosporales; Peronosporaceae
Exons: 3
Coding region: 1-1626 (541 amino acids)
Molecular function (GO): guanyl-nucleotide exchange factor activity
Source: RefSeq, a predicted model, not a curated record